AUGCCUAAGUGUACGCGUCUGGGAUGUGGAAAGGAAUACAACGAGGAGGAUAAUAAAGAUAUGGUAUGCUCGUUCCAUCCGGGUGCACCGAAAUUCCACGAAGGACAAAAGUCCUGGACAUGCUGCGAGAAGACGAACAAGCCGGUGCUCAGCUUUGAAGAGUUCCAAGCGAUCCCCGGUUGUGCGCAUGGAACUCACACAUCUGAAAAAGUCGCUCCAGCUGCCCCGGUCGUAACAGCGCCCAGCGCGAACAAAACUGGUAUCGAGUCAGCGACCGCUGCUCUGUCUCUUGCUCCUUCCGCCCCUCCCGCGACUGGCGUUACCCCUCGAGCAACUACACCUGCCCCACCUGCAGAGAUAAUCGAAGACGAAGACGACCCUAGUGUGGCCGUAGCUCCUGGCACGUUGUGCAAGCGGCCCGGAUGCCGGAAACCGUUCGUAAGUGAUGAGGAGAGCAGGCAGGGAGAUGGAGAGGAUGCACAAUGCAAGUACCAUGCUAACCAGCCCCUGUUCCACGAGGGUAGCAAGGGAUACGUGUGCUGUAAGAAGCAUGUACUCGAUUUCGAUGACUUCCUUGCAAUUCCAGGGUGCAAGACUGGAAAGCAUGUGUUCGCACCCAAGGCACGAGCAGAUAAACCCACUGAAGAGAUUGUCAAAUCCCGUAUCGACCACUACCAGACCCCCACCGAAGUUCGUGUCUCGAUAUAUGCAAAACAAGCUGAUCAGUCGCGAAGCACUGUUGUACUUGAGACCGAUAAGAUCAUAAUAGACCUUUUCUUACCAGCUGGCAAGAGAGAUAAGCGGACCAUUGCGCUGUUUGGGACAAUCGAUACAACGGCAUCGUCUUACAAAUUCUACGGUACCAAGCUGGAUGUGAUACUUGCAAAGUCUGACAAUCGGAGCUGGAAUGCGCUCCAGGCCGAUACCGCAAUCCCAGAUGGGUAUCAGUUGACAUUUGGAGUUACCGGGCGUACUGGCACGGUGGGAGCCAAGGCCCCUGUCUUAGGCCAGGAGAAUCUGAGGUCGUAA
This is a messenger RNA of Rhizoctonia solani, 1029 nucleotides long. Its product is annotated as cysteine and histidine-rich domain-containing protein. The record is from RefSeq and is a predicted model, not a curated record. NCBI's taxonomy places the organism in Eukaryota, Fungi, Basidiomycota, Agaricomycetes, Cantharellales, Ceratobasidiaceae. The transcript has 9 exons. The coding region runs from base 1 to 1029 and encodes 342 amino acids.